CUUUAACUCUACCUCACCAAUCCAUUGUCGGCGGGUCUUGCUUUGAAAAUCCAAACAAUGAUGCUAACUUUUUUUCUUUGGACAAAGUUUCUUGUAAGUCUGGUCUUCGGGUUCUUCGAUGAUCACAAAGCCGCCACUGAGCACUCUUAUGCUUAUUUAAAUCCUACCCAGCUUUCCCUUUGAUGAGUCUCAGCUCACCCCUUUGCAGAAUUCUUUGCCUUUAUUUUUCAAAGCUCUUCUUAUUGCAGUUGCCAAAAGCUCACUUCUUACAGAAAACACAUCUGCAAUCUUUCUCUAAUUUGAUUUAGGGGGGCAAAUCAAAUUCAAAUCUCUGCUCACUGAGAGAUAGAAGGGAUGGGUGGUGCUUAUUCGAUGCUUACUCAGUACGAUAUCGAAGAAGUUCAAGAAUACUGCGACAAUUUAUUCUCUCAGCAAGAAAUAGUAUCGCUAUACGAAAGGUUCUGUCAGCUCGAUCGGAAUUCUAAGGGUUUCAUUUCUGCAGAUGAGUUCUUAUCCGUGCCUGAAUUCGCCAUGGAUCCCCUUUCUCAGAGACUGCUUAAGAUGGUGGACAGUUUGAAUUUCAAGGACUUUGUUGCCUUCUUGUCAGCUUUCAGUUCUAAAGCAAGCAUUAAACAGAAAAUUGAACUUAUCUUCAAAGUAUAUGAUCUAGAUGGCAAUGGCAAGGUGACUUUCAAUGACAUAUUAGAGGUCUUGCGGGAUUUGACGGGUUCGUAUAUGUCUGAGGAGCAAAGAGAGGAAGUAGUGAGCCAUUUAUUGGAGGAAGCUGGUUACAGAAGGACUUCUUCUUUAUUGUUGGAUGAUUUCAUUAAGAUUCUUGAUUAUCCUGGACUAAAGAUGGAGGUUGAAGUUCCUGUCGAAUAACUCAUCUCAAAGAAGCUCUGCCUCACUUUUAUUCAGGAUGAGUUAACCCAGAGAGGAGACUCAAUGACACACUAGUAACCUGGCUUGAAGUCAAGCAGAAGAAUCAAAUGUCUAUAAUCUCCUCUUUUUUUCUUUUCUGUUUUUUCUUCUUCCCCUGAACAGUAAGAAUCACCAAUUCAUGUAUCACAGGGAAAUAAGAUUCAGAUUUUUUUUUCUUUGUAAAUUUUCCUUAGUAUAUCUAUCCAUUUGUCUUACUGUUGCUUCUCUGAAACGUAUUUUAGCUAAUCCAUCUUAUCUUUGUAAUCAAAUUCUUAGUAGAGGUAUAUAGAUUAUGAGGCCAUUGCUCUUGUCAA
Molecule: messenger RNA, 1235 nt
Organism: Macadamia integrifolia
Lineage: Eukaryota; Viridiplantae; Streptophyta; Magnoliopsida; Proteales; Proteaceae
Product: calcineurin subunit B-like
Exons: 6
Coding region: 355-882 (175 amino acids)
Molecular function (GO): calcium ion binding
Source: RefSeq, a predicted model, not a curated record